AGAGCCUUGUUCGAGCAGUUCUCUGAGGUGUUUCCAUUGAAGUUGUUCGGCUACCAGCCAGAUCCUAUAAACUACCAAACAGCUGUGGGCUGGCUGGAACUGCUGACGGGUUUGCUGCUGGUCGUGGGUCCGCCUGUGCUACAACAGAUCAGUACCCUGCUAUUGAUCCUGCUCAUGAUGGGUGCCAUCUUUACGUUGGUGGUUCUGAAAGAGUCACUGAGGACCUCCAUCCCAGCCAUUGUCUGUUUGGGGCUCCUGCUGCUGCUGGAUACCUGCCAGUUCUUAGCUCGGACUAAGACAGUGGUUAGACACCCUAACAAGAAGAUUCCUGGUGCAGUCGGGAAGCCUGGCAGUUGAGUCUUCUUGCCGUGCAUUUACCAAAGCAGGAAGUCACAGAAUAGUGCCUACCACUUUGUUAGGCCCACAGUCAUUCGGUGUAAAAGAUACCUCAUCUAGGUCCCAAUCUCUCCUUAUAACUACGAUGCCCUGUUUUGAGUGGGAUAUUAACAUUCAUGUCAAGUGAAAAGGGGAAAUAAGGAGAACCUAAAACCACUCCAAAUUGUAUCACCCCAUAAAUAAUCAUUUUCAUUUGGUGUUAACUGUG
Molecule: messenger RNA, 604 nt
Organism: Cricetulus griseus (Chinese hamster)
Lineage: Eukaryota; Metazoa; Chordata; Mammalia; Rodentia; Cricetidae
Source: RefSeq, a predicted model, not a curated record